AAGGCGGGUUUUUCCGGAUGCCUUGGCGCGAAUUUCAAUUAGUCGCUGAGCAGGCUUGAAUGGGCCUGUGUGCUGUGCUCCUUGUCCUGCCGCUGGAUUCUGUGGACUGUGCUCAGGCAAGCUCCGAAGUUGCGACAUGGAUGAACUGACCCAUGAUGAUGUGCAUGUGAACUUCACUCAAGAAGAAUGGGCUUUGCUGAAUCCUUCACAGAAGAGUCUCUACAAAGAUGUGAUGUUGGAGACCUACAGGAACCUCAAUGCUGUAGGCUACAAUUGGGAAGACUGUAAUAUUGAAGAUCAUUAUAAAAGUUCCAGGAGACAUGGAAGGCAUGAAAGAAGUGGUAAUGGAGAGAAAACCCCUGAAAAUACUCAAUGUGGUAAAGCCUUUGCAUGCCACAGUUAUCCUCUAAGGCAUGAAAGAAUUCAUAAUGGAGAGAACCUCUAUGAAGGCAUUCAGUAUGGUGAAGCCUUUGUACAUCACAGCAGUCUCCAAAUGCAUAAAAUAAUACAUAAUGGAGAGAAGCAAUACAAAUACAAUCAAUGUGAUAAAGCCUAUUCACAAAAAAGUAUUCUCCAAAUACAUAAAAGAACAUAUACUAGAGAGAAAUCUUACAAAUGUAAUCCAUGUGGUAAAGCCUUUGCAUAUCAUAGUACUCUGCAAGUACAUAAAAAAACACAUACUGGAGAGAAACUCCAUGAAUGUAAGCAAUGUAGUAAAUCUUUUGCCUCUCAACUUCACCUUCAAAGCCAUCAAAGAAAUCAUACUGGAGAGACACCUUUGAAAUGUAAUCAAUGUAAUAAAGCCUUUUCUCGACAACGUUAUCUCAAAAGGCAUUUAAGAAUACAUACUGGAGAGAAACCUUACAAAUGUGAUCAAUGUGGUAAAGCCUUUGCAUAUUAUACAAGUCUGCAAGUACAUAAAAUAACACAUGCUGGAGAGAAACCUUACAAAUGUGAUCAAUGUGGCAAAGUCUUUGCAGAUCAAAGUUAUCUUAAAGUACAUAAAAAAAUUCAUACUGGAGAGAAGCCUUAUAAAUGUGAUCAAUGUGGUAAAGACUUUGGAGGACACAGUCGUCUUAAA
Molecule: messenger RNA, 1081 nt
Organism: Mus musculus (house mouse)
Lineage: Eukaryota; Metazoa; Chordata; Mammalia; Rodentia; Muridae
Product: predicted gene, 53660
Exons: 4
Source: RefSeq, a predicted model, not a curated record